UUGCUGCGGUGCCAUCAGUCAACCAAUGAAACUGUCCUGUGGAGACACCUUCCUAUUUUCGAGGUGUGAAGUUGAAGAGGGUGCUGCAUGAAUUACUGUCACAAAACACACAAGCCGGAGACUAGCAGACAACUUCUGGAGAUGGCUCAGGAGGACCAGAGUGAGACGUCACAACAAACAGCAGCCAGUGACGAAGAGAAGGGGAUGAUGAAGCAGGCUUCUCCCCCUGUUAUCGAGAUUCACGACUCUACAACUGAAUGUGUGGAAGAGACCAGGCCCAAUCUAGUGCAGAUGGAGGAGAAGGCCUUUGUAUCAAGUCUGCACUCUUUUAUGAAGGACAAAGGUUCACCCAUAGAAAGGAUCCCACAUCUCGGCUUCAAACAGAUUAAUCUUUGGAGGAUCUACAAAGCUGUUGAGAAACGUGGGGGCUAUGAUUUAGUGACGGCACAGCGUCUUUGGAAGAAAGUGUAUGAUGAGCUGGGAGGAAGUCCAGGUAGCACCAGUGCUGCUACUUGCACUCGCAGACACUAUGAGAGGCUCGUGCUGCCCUUUGAAAGACACAUGAAAGGAGAGGAAGACAAGCCUCUGCCGCCAAGCAAACCACGCAAGCCAUACAAGAGAAACUUGGAAGGCAAGGUCAACAAGGCUGAGGUUAAGAGGAAAAGGACUCAGUCGGAUAGAGAGAUGGACUCCGAGAUACUGACCCAGAGGAGUCCAGAAGCUGCCUGCCAGAGUGAAGCAGUGAUGCAUCCUCACUCUGCUCUCUGGGCUGCCACCACUGACAGACACCAUCCAGACUGCUCUCAGCCAAACAGAGCCCCCGCCGAUCUUUGCACUCCUGUCUAUGCCCACCUUCUCCCGGUCCCCACAUCCAGCCCUUGGACUGCUCACAUCCCAUCUGCUGCCGGAGAGGUCAUCUCUCCUCUGGAGAAAAAAAAGCGAAUGGCUCAGGCCAGCCUCAACUUGCCCCCGAGUCCACAGAGCGAGGAUAAAGAAAGGCCCUCCGUCAUCCGCUGCUCCCAGUCUCCAGCCCGGGCCUCCUCCAGCCAGAACUGCAACUCCUCUGAUGGCUCCCCGCUCCCUUUAUCCUCCUCCUCUUCCCGCAGCCCUUCCCCUUACUCUGUUUCAUCAGAGGACGGUCCAGCAGGGAAUGAGGAUAAACCUAGAUCAAGCGCAGAAUUGAGAAAAAACUGUUCUGGCUCUGUUAAAAAUGCACUCAACUGUAGUGAGGACGACAAGUCUGCGAGCUGUACUCAGAUAUCCAAAGAGCUUGCAGGAUUGAAUAAAGACCUUUCUCAUGUCAGCUCCCAGUCAUUGAUUGCUGACUCAAUAAAAAGCCAAAUUAAAGACUCUGCCUGGAAGCCAAUCCACAAAGGGAGUGGCAAACAUUUCACCCAUCCUUUCCACUCAACAUCUACCUCUAGUUUCACCAAAGUUAUUCCAAAAUCUGUGCAGCUUCUGCGGCCCGCUCCUAUUCGGCCAAGUUAUAAAAUCCACCAGAACAGGUUGAUGCACCAGGAUGACCCUCUGACUUGUGCAAAGAAGCUGAACAAUGUGGCUCCGUGGCUUUAUCAGACAGAGAAGAGGGAGAAAUCCAGGACAAUGCUACAAAAAGUUCCUCCUGCUCAGCAGAGUCUGUCCCAUUCCACCGGCACCCUGCCGGUGUCGUGCGUCCUAUCAAGCUACGACAAAUUGGGGAGAGACUCUCGGCACCAGCCUCCAUUACACCCUGUGUUUCUCCCCAACAGAAUGAGACUACCUCAAUCCCAGCUAAUGUACCGUCAUAUACCGGUGGGUCCAGCUCACUCUGCUCUCAUUGGGUCUGCUUGUUACACAUAUCCAUACUCCUUUCCUCUGUUAAAUCCCCAGACUGGAUAUACCCUACCUGCCAUGAAUCCCAUUUAUCCUCACAAGCUGUGACUUUUCGUAUAUCAAAUCCAGACUUUAACAAUUGUUUCUUGUCAAAAAAAUUAAUCAAAGUUAAUCUUUACACUGAAGAAAGAAGCCAUUGAGCUUGUGUUUUACAGAUGGCAUAUGCAACACACAUAUUUAUGCUCUGUGGCUUCACAUACAGGCUGGUUUUGUUAGUUACUUUAAUUAACUGACUCUGACCUUCUGUGACCUUUACCAUACUAGACUGAAAGGAAGUGAAGUCACAGCAGUGAUGGCUAGGGAUAUUUAUGGGAUCACUGUGAAACCGGUUGAGUCGUCCAAGUGCAUCGAAUGGGUGCAUUUCUUUUUUUUUUUAUACUCACAGAAGAACUGUGAAAUUACUCAGAAACUGCAAGUGAUAUUUCUUUUGCUUUGAAUUACUCUGGUGUAUCAUGUAAAUUUGAAGUGUUACAGUAAUAAAAUUAGCAUGUCUGAUAGAUUAGAAGAUUUUUUUUUGUACACAAUUACAUGUACAGGAAAAAAUAUACAAAUUUUAAUGACAUGUCUUCAGAAUAUGAAGAAUUCUUAAUAGAUUCAGGAAACACCCAGUUAAGUUAGAGAUUUUAAGUUCAGAUUUUUUCAAAAUCACAGUUCUUCCACAUUUGUCUUCACUUGUACAAUUUCAAUACUUUGUCUUUGAAAGCCAAGAACUUCCUGUACUGUUCUUCACGUUACUGUAUUGGGAAGUAUGUUGAACAUAAUGAUACUGUAUGAGUACUGUAUCUGCCUUAUAUAAGUGUUAAAUAUUUGUUUAAAUAUUACAUGCAGAUCUCUUUAUCAGUUAAAUGUGUUUAAACAGAAAGUAAUC
Molecule: messenger RNA, 2740 nt
Organism: Xiphias gladius (swordfish)
Lineage: Eukaryota; Metazoa; Chordata; Actinopteri; Istiophoriformes; Xiphiidae
Gene: arid5a
Product: AT rich interactive domain 5A (MRF1-like)
Exons: 7
Coding region: 88-1920 (610 amino acids)
Biological process (GO): regulation of transcription by RNA polymerase II
Cellular component (GO): nucleus
Molecular function (GO): transcription cis-regulatory region binding
Source: RefSeq, a predicted model, not a curated record